Messenger RNA from Cucumis sativus (cucumber), 2201 nucleotides. RefSeq names its product endoglucanase 10. Gene Ontology annotation, biological process: carbohydrate metabolic process. The coding region runs from base 340 to 1911 and encodes 523 amino acids. The transcript is spliced from 6 exons. The record is from RefSeq and is a predicted model, not a curated record. Gene Ontology annotation, molecular function: hydrolase activity, hydrolyzing O-glycosyl compounds. Lineage: Eukaryota; Viridiplantae; Streptophyta; Magnoliopsida; Cucurbitales; Cucurbitaceae.
CACACCAAAAAUCACAUAGACAUAUAAGUCAGAAGUCCUUUCCUCUCCCCUUGGCGUCUGGCCCAGAUCCAACUUCCCCCAUUUCUUUAAUUAGGGUUUGUUUCAAUAACUUCCAAUCUCGACCAAUCAUUUCCUUAAUCACACUUCUCUUUAGGAAACAGAUCUUGAUUUGUCACCCUUUUUUUUUCUAUCACUUCCAGAUUUCCACCUACCCUGUUAUAGACCCCUAUAUUGGAAUGCUCCCCAUUGUCGCAAUGUAUAGAGUUUGAACUAGAUCUUGGUUCUUUCCUUAUUCUGAGCUUUGCAUUUACGCAAUAAUAGAGAUUCACAUUGCGCAAAAUGGGGGAGAAAUCGAGGUCUAGAGGCUGUUGUGGAUGGUUUCUUGUUUUGGUGGUUCUUGCUUUGAUUGCUGGUGCUAUAGUAUUUGCAGUCAAGAAGAAGUCGAGUCACUCUGAUGAUGACCCUGCUCCAGUUCCAGGUCCUCCUGGUGCAAUUGAGAAGAAAUAUUCUGAUGCUCUCAAGAUGGCCAUGAAGUUUUUCGAUGUGCAGAAGUCUGGAAAGUUGGUAGAUAAUCAAAUAUCUUGGAGAGGGGAUUCGGGGUUGAAAGAUGGAAGUGACGCGAACUUGGAUCUGUCUAAGGGAAUGUAUGAUGCUGGGGAUCAUAUGAAGUUUGGUUUUCCAAUGGCUUUUACUGCGACAGUCUUAUCUUGGUCUAUUCUUGAGUAUGGAGAUCAGAUGGAUGCAGUUGGUCAAUUGGAUUCUGCUAAAGAUUCUUUGAAGUGGAUUACCGACUAUCUUAUCAAUGCUCAUCCUUCAGAAAAUGUGCUUUACAUUCAGGUUGGAGAUCCUGAGGUAGAUCAUGCCUGUUGGGAUAGGCCUGAAACCAUGGUAGAGAAAAGGCCACUCAUACAGAUCAAUGCCUCUGUUCCAGGGACAGAAGUAGCAGCAGAAACUGCUGCAGCUAUGGCUUCAGCAUCUCUUGUAUACAAGAAAUCUGAUCCCUCCUAUUCAAGCAAGCUUCUUAAACAUGCUGAAGAAUUGUUUUCCUUUGCUGAUGAGAAUCGAGGUAUAUACAGUAUUAAUAUUCCUGAAGUUCAGACCUACUACAAUUCAUCGGGAUAUGGAGAUGAGCUUCUAUGGGCUGCUAGCUGGCUGUACCAUGCAACACAGGAUGAAUCCUACCUUGAUUAUGUAGCUGGAAGCAAUGGGAAACUGUAUGCAAAAUGGGGAAGUCCUACCUGGUUUAGUUGGGACGACAAGCAUGCAGCAACUCAAGUUUUACUGUCUCGGUUAAACUUCUUUGGCUCCGAAAGCGCUUCAAAGUCGGUUCAAGUUUACAAGAAAACAGCCGAAGCUGUCAUGUGUGGUCUAAUCCCAGAGUCUCCAACAGCAACAAGCAGCAGAACAGACAAUGGUCUCAUAUGGGUCAGCGAAUGGAAUUCUCUGCAGCAUCCUGUGUCUUCAGCAUUCUUAGCUUCUCUUUACAGCGAUUACAUGCUUACCUCCAGAACUGCAAAAUUUUCUUGCAAUGGAGACACCUACACACCAGCAGACCUACGGAAAUUUGCCAAAUCUCAGGCUGAUUAUGUGUUGGGCAACAAUCCUUUGAAAAUGAGCUAUCUCGUGGGAUAUGGUGACAAAUUCCCACAAUAUGUCCACCACAGAGGUGCAUCAAUCCCAGCUGAUGCCAAAACCAAGUGUAAAGAUGGCUUUAAGUGGCUCGACUCCACUGAACCCAACCCAAAUAUAGCUUAUGGAGCUCUUGUUGGUGGUCCUUUCCUUAACGACACCUAUAUAGAUUCACGAAACAAUUCAAUGCAAGGGGAACCGAGCACAUAUAACAGUGCUCUUGUGGUUGGCCUGCUAUCGAGUUUAGUUACCACCUCUUCAGCAGUCCAGUCCUUCACCUAAUGCAACCCAUACACGCAUAUAACCAUAUCAUAUUAUCUAAAAUUGUGAUUGUAUUAUAUCUUGUAGCUUACCACCUAUUUGUACGAGAAAAUAUUAGUGCUAUGAUGAGUUUACUUCUUCCAAAUGAGUGAGCGUUUGCCAAUCAAUCCUCUAACAAAAACCCAAUCCGCCACACAGUGAAAUUAAAUUAACCAUGUAUUAUCUGAAGUGAGCCAUUGUUUGAACAAUUAUGGUAUGUAAUUCUUUUAUUUGAGUGAGAUAUAUGUUGUAAUUUGUUGUUGCCAUGUUCA